Messenger RNA from Perca flavescens (yellow perch), 4329 nucleotides. It is a transcript of the gene robo4, whose product is annotated as roundabout, axon guidance receptor, homolog 4 (Drosophila). NCBI's taxonomy places the organism in Eukaryota, Metazoa, Chordata, Actinopteri, Perciformes, Percidae. The transcript has 19 exons. Bases 165 to 3662 code for a protein of 1165 amino acids. Gene Ontology annotation, molecular function: protein binding. The record is from RefSeq and is a predicted model, not a curated record. Gene Ontology annotation, biological process: cell-cell adhesion.
AAAAAGGACCCAAAGAGGAGGGCGAUGGAGAUGGGGAGACCAAGAGCAGCCCAAUUAAAGAGGGAGGGAAGAGGAGCACACAGCCAUGUUGGAGGAAUAUGAAGAAAACAGACUGCUGAAGUGUCUCCGAUAACAAGUGCUGCGUGGGACGGCUAGAAUGGUGAAUGUUUGUGGAGCGCCACAGUGGUAAGGGUCUGAGUACGGAUGGUCCAGGGGAGCUGCAGGAGGGAUCUGGGGGGUCUGGACUGAAGAUGCGGGUUGGUGCGUGGCUUCUCUGGGUGUCCUGGUUCUACAUCUGGGCAGAGUACUCCCAGAGGUGCAGGUGCCAAGACAUGUGUCCAACGGAGACGGGAUUGGACAGGAGGUCAAAGAGCCGGGUCAGGGAGCACGUUGGUGUCGGACGCCGGCACACGCCUCACAGGAACAGGCCGCAGCGCCAAAAAGGUUCCAGGGUUCAUGCACAGGAGACGCCGCCCCGCAUCGUCCACCAGCCCUCUGACGUGGUGGUGAAAGCGGGAAACCCUGCCACGCUCUCCUGCCGGGUGGAGGGCAGCCCCAAGCCGAGCAUCGAGUGGCUGCGGAACGGCCAGACGCUGACGGCAGACGAACGCUUGCAGCCCUUGGUUCUGUCGGAGGGGAGCCUCUUCUUCCUGAGCGUGGGAGAGGGCCGGCGAGGCCAGUCGCACGAGGGCGUCUACACCUGCGUGGCCCGGAGCAGUGCAGGAGAGGCCAGCAGCCGCAACGCAUCGCUGUACAUCGCAGUGUUGCAGGAGGAGUUCCGUGUGCAGCCCGGUGACGUGGAGGUGGCAGAGGGGGAGGUUGCUGUCUUAAGGUGCGUCCCCCCAGUGGGACGCCCUGAACCUAAUGUCGUCUGGAAGAGGGACGGCUUGCCCAUCAACUAUGUCGAUCAACGCUACACCGUGCUGAGUGGGAAGCUUAUCAUCGCUCCUGCCGAGAGGAAACACUCCGGAGCGUAUGUGUGCGAGGCCAGCAACACCGCGGGGGUGAGGCAGAGCCGGGCGGCUCGGCUCUCUGUGCUCGCCAAGCCUGUGUUGGUGCUGAAGCCAGAAAACGUGUCUGUGCGAGUGGGGGAGUCUGCCCAGUUCUACUGCCAAGCUAAAGGUGACCCCCCCCCUGCUGUGGUCUGGAGCAGUGAGCAGGGGCCGCUGCCCAACGGCAGGUAUCUUGUAAACCCGGACCAGACUCUCCAGAUCCACUAUGUGACAGCCCAGGAUGCUGGGAAGUACACCUGCUCUGCUGCCAACGAUGUCGGUGUGGUCACUGCCAGCGCACAGCUGCUAGUUGAAGAGGCUACCAGCACUACACAGAGAGACCUCCACAAAGAGCUGUCAGCGCUGCGAGUUGCUCUGGAAAAUGUCACCAUCAUGGCCCCCGGGUCUAAUAUCUCACAAGUACAAUGGAAGCUCCAGUCGCUGCCCGCCCAGCCUCAUUACCUGGAUGGCUUCGAGGUUCUCUAUCGCUCUCUGCUCCCUGCCAGCUCGGACUGGGCAGCCAAGAAGGUGACUCUGCCCAACUUCCAGGCCCCGGUGGGCCCCUUAAAGAGAGGCUACAAGUACGAGUUCAAAGUCCGUCCCUACGGCAGCAACUUGUUUGGUAGGGAGAGCAACACUCGGCACCUCAGAGUCCCUGAGACAGUGCCCAGUGCCUCUCCACUGGCUGUGUCCAUAACAGUGAGCCGUGAUCAGAAUAACACCGUCCAUUUGAGCUGGGAGUCUCCUCCUCAUGAGACCCACAACGGUAUCAUACAGGGUUACCAGGUGUGGUGUGUAGAGUCUGAGGAGCAGCAGUACCAAAACUGGACAGUGGAUAGUGGCCAACACAAGCUUGAUAUAUCUGCUCUGAGUCCAGGGAAACGGUACUGGAUCACCAUAGCAGCUGUCAACGGAGCUGGAGUAGGAGUGCUGAGUGACCCUCAUGGAUUUGUCAUCAGCCCACAAAUAGGUGGUCCCCCCGGGUCAGACAGCCAGGUGCGGGAUCUGUCCCGGGUCCUGGCCCUGCUUCAGGACCCGGUGUUGAUCGGCAGCGUCGGUGCCAUCCUGUGGUGCCUUCUGAUGGUCGCAGCCGUGUACCUCUUCAGGCGCCAUGGCAGGACAGGCCAGCUGAUCCCAAGACACGGCAGGGCUAAAGGUUUGCACAGACCAGCCAGUGAAGAUCUCAUCAUAAAACACAGGAUGGCAGCUUCAGACUCUCCGUGGGCCUCUGGAGCCUGGAGACCUUCCUUCAACCACAAGUACCAGGACUUAUGGGCCCAAGGCCAGAAACACCCAGGGAUCAGGGGCGCCAGCCUCCCUGUGUCCUGGAAGGAGCCCAGCUGUGUGGACUCGGCCGUCCCCAUUGUGACCGACAGCUGUGGCGUUUACGGCACAUUUUACGUGGACCUGAUGGGCAACGGCCUCAAGACCUUCAACAGUCCCGGGCGGCGCCCGAAAAUGCCUCAUGGUCUGGCCCACCAGCAAGGAGCUGAGACCAUCCAGAUAUUCCCUCAGCCUGUCGCAAAGACCUCACCCCUCAGCAGCCGGGAGGGGCUACCAUGGAAACAGGCCAUACGCCCCCAGCCCAGGAUGGGUGUGCUGAGGGAGUCAUGGGAAAAAAACUACAGCAAGCAAGAGUUGCACGCAGUGAACAGCGUCCCCAUAGUGCCGACCAGGAAGCAGGCUUUACCAUCCAGUGUCUACAAACAGAGACUCAGUCACAUACCGUCAGGCCGGCCCGGUGGAUACCCAGAGUGUGAUAAAGUUGCUGGCUGCCCUCGCCUGCUGCAUUACUCUGCGUCUUUACACCUAGUGGACAUGCUACCCCCCCCUCCACCAAUGCCCAUAGAGGACACCACGGACACACACAGCCUCACCUCAGAUGAAGGCUCCAGUCGUUCUACAAAGCUAACAGGGGACAUGGGCUCUCUCCAGUCAGUGUGUGCUGCGUCAAAUCCCUGCGGGCAACUGGGACCCAAAACCACCACCAGCAGCAGCAGCAGCAGCUUUCCCUCCUACAGCCACCCGUCUGCUACAUCAUAUUCCAUGUCGCUGGACGAGGACCAGAGCGGCACGCUGACAGCACAGGAAGCCAGCCAGUAUCUGGAGCUCUGCCCCAAACCGGAGAGAUGCAGCAGUGCCCUGCCUCAGCAGCGUCCGUCCCUGUCCCCCCCCUUCCUACCCUCCGUGGGCUACAUCCGUCGGCCGGUCUGCUCCACUCAGCUGGAGGAUGACCCCGCCCCCGCGGGGCCUGAGGCCCCGCCGAUUGGCCUGCGGCGCGCCCGCCUCCAGAGCACGCCCUCCUCCUGCUACAGCGAAUGGGACGGCUCCCUGUGGAACACCUGGAGCUCGGUCACGGACAGCAACAUGGCCAGCGCUCGCUCCAGCCUCAUCAGCUCGGUGGACAGCUGCUACACCGGCGACAGCGCACACUUCGCCCGCCUGCUGGCGGCGGCGGCCGAGAGCAUGAGCGGAGCCUCUCUGUCAGACUUCUCUCCGCCCGCCUCGCCCCUCAGCGCCUUGUAUCCGUCGAUUGGCGCCGAAGGCGACUCGUUCUGCGAGCUGGAGCCCGUCCCUGCGUGGGACUGGAGCGUGGCCUGGGUGGAGGAAAUGGAGGCUCAGUACAGAGCACACUAUCCCGGCAGAAACCCCAAACCCUUUGACACUUAGGGACUCCUGCCCGGAGAGUAAAAAAGAUACGACAGAACUUUAGAAGACACCUCACAGCAACGUCAGAACUGCACAGACGAAGAAGAAGAAGAAGGGGGAGGACAUCAUACUGCAACUGAUUCCCUUUUUUUUGAGAGCGCUGGAAUUUUUAAGGUCUAAAUAAUUCAGGGUUUGACGUGUGGCGUCAAUCAUAGAUACAUAGCUGGAUUUUAAAAUAGAAUUGGUGCCAACCCCUUGAUGUUUGAGACACCUCUGCUAGAUAAUGCACAGCUGUUAUUUAGUUUGUUAAUAGUUACCCAGUUUACCUCAGGGCAGUGCGGCUACUAUUUAGCAUCCUUAAAAUGACUUCCACUGAGUUUCUAAAGUUUUCUUUUCCUCUCUUUAUCCUGUCCACUCAUUAGAGGAUGGGAUAAUGAGAUACUUCUCAGCCAGUGUGUUUUUGAACAGGCCAGAAAGACACAAAGACAGGAUGCCAGACAGUGAGAAAGCAGUCAUUAGGCAGAAGAAAUACGCCACUGGAGUUGUCCUCACAGAACACGCUUGUUUGCUGCAAGACUUUAUUAGGGCCUUAGUUCUCCCAAAUAGGGAGGGAUUUUGUACAAACUGCUUUACUGAUAGUGAAGUGUAUAUAUUCAGCAUUAUUCAACGAAUGUUAUUUAAAAAAAAA